AUGCCCCCUCCUGUCGGCAGAUACGGGCCUUCGGGUCUCGGUGCUCCUUAUGCUAUCCAACAAGCUCAUCUUCAAUCUCAACAUCCCCACGCUCAAUCAGCCAACUCGGCUCUCCCGCCCCCUUCACUUGGUGGCCACCCUGGUUUCGCCGGUAACCCGAACACGAACAUCAAUCCCUUCACAUUAUCUAGCGCAGGCGUUACGAACGGCAUGUCAGUCGCUGGCUUCGGGGGCGCUGAUAGUGGUGGGACCGGGCUCGCUAGCCACGCGGCGCAGAUGGGGUUCGCGCGGGGAGCGCAGAUGCAACAGCAACAACUACACCAAGGCCAUGAUGGACGGUUAGCACUGGAAGCGAAGGCGGGUGCAGUGAAAUCAAGAAUACGAGAUGUGUGGAAGCACAACCUGGCCCACGAAAUGGCGGUUUUAAGAUCAUUGGUGGAUAAGUACCCAUACAUCAGCAUGGACACCGAGUUCCCCGGCAUCGUUGCUCGACCGAUCGGCUCAUUCACCACCAAAGCGGAUUACCACUACCAGACCCUUCGAUGCAAUGUCGACUUGUUGAAAAUGAUCCAGUUGGGAAUUACGCUGUUCAAUGAGGAUGGAGAAGUCGCCCCAGCUACAUCUACCGAUGCCAACGGUCAACCAUUCGGCAACUCAAUGGUCCCAGCCCCAUGCACAUGGCAGUUCAACUUCCGCUUCUCGCUGGAGGGAGAUAUGUACGCUCAAGACUCUACGACUAUGCUGGCCAAAUCUGGAAUUGACUUCAAUCAACACGAGAAAAACGGUAUUGAUCCGUUUGAGUUCGGGUCAUUGUUAAUCAGCUCAGGUUUGGUGCUCCUGGAUGAUGUCCACUGGGUCUCCUUUCACUCAGGAUACGAUUUCGGCUACCUGAUGAAGAUCAUGCUCUGUUCCCCCUUGCCGGAACGUGAGGAGGAAUUCCACGAUCUUCUAAAUAUUUUCUUCCCUUCUCUAUACGACAUCAAGUACCUUAUGAAACACGCCGGUCGCAACCAAGCCGUCAAUGAUUCGCCCCUUACACCCGCCGCCAUGCAAAUUCUCAACAAUCUGGGCCAGAAAUCUGGGCUACAGGAUAUUGCAGACGAACUUGGUGUCAAGCGUGUCGGAAUUGCUCACCAAGCCGGUUCCGAUUCCUUGGUGACAGGCGAGAUCUACUGGAAGAUGCGCCAGAUGGUUUUUAACGGAACAAUCGACGAUAGCAAAUACUCUGGCCAGAUUUGGGGUCUCAACGGACAUAUGCCCGCUAUGACUUACAACAUGGCCCAACAAACGCCCAACCUUAAUGGCGCAACCAUUUACUCUGGAGCCGGCACACCAAGCACCCCCAAUACUGGACACCUCUCAAUGGGUGCUCACACCCCUCAACACCCUGGAUCCGGUUAUCACACUCCUAGCGGGAUGACAGGGAAGGCAUGA
Penicillium odoratum is the source of this 1434-nucleotide messenger RNA. Its product is annotated as CCR4-NOT core DEDD family RNase subunit POP2. Gene Ontology annotation, cellular component: P-body; CCR4-NOT complex; CCR4-NOT core complex. NCBI's taxonomy places the organism in Eukaryota, Fungi, Ascomycota, Eurotiomycetes, Eurotiales, Aspergillaceae. The coding region runs from base 1 to 1434 and encodes 477 amino acids. The transcript is spliced from 2 exons. Gene Ontology annotation, molecular function: nucleic acid binding; poly(A)-specific ribonuclease activity. The record is from RefSeq and is a predicted model, not a curated record.